Cervus elaphus (red deer) is the source of this 1683-nucleotide messenger RNA. It is a transcript of the gene MTRFR, whose product is annotated as mitochondrial translation release factor in rescue. The transcript is spliced from 4 exons. The record is from RefSeq and is a predicted model, not a curated record. Gene Ontology annotation, cellular component: mitochondrion. Gene Ontology annotation, molecular function: translation release factor activity. NCBI's taxonomy places the organism in Eukaryota, Metazoa, Chordata, Mammalia, Artiodactyla, Cervidae. Bases 1017 to 1535 code for a protein of 172 amino acids. Gene Ontology annotation, biological process: translational termination.
GAGAAUGGAUAUAAGAACAGAGACGUUUUUGUAUUUCCCACAAACAAAAUAUGACGCUUUGGAUGCCCCCAGCGCCAAAAAGGGGAAAAGGGGGAAAGGGAACGACUGAUACGGGGUCUGCUGAGCAUAUAAAAGUUAACCAGGCGUUCUCCUUUGUUGGGAACCCGAGAAGGGGAAAGAAGGGAUGAUUUCAGGUUUUGAGGCCAGAUUCUGACAUUUUCGCGCUGACAGCCAGACCGCCGCUGCUGGUUCUCGCCUAAAUUGCAGCCAGCAGGGAGGCCAGAGUUAAAAGUAUCGGUGCAACAACUACAUUACUGAUUCUCAAAGGAAGCUCAGGAACCCGGUCAAAAAAAAAAAAAAAGCGAAAUCCCUCAAGCCCCCCGCCCCUGGGGAAAAGGCGCUCAGCGAUUGGGCCGCGCGGGUGUCACUCAAGGGCACAAAGUCUAGAAAAGGCAUACGGACAGUGGCAAAGCCCCCACACGCCCGCGGGCUCCGGUGGGGUGAUGUGGCCUGACCGUUGUCUUCCCCUGCCCUAACCCAUCAGAACACUCAGGGGUCCGCUGGCUCGGUGUCCUCGACGUCGCGCCCCCUGUCCCCUGCGACUGGCAGCUCCCCGCAGGCCGGCGGCCACUUACCUGGCCGCCGCUCCCACUGCGGAUGUCAGCGUCGGGCGCUCGGCCUCUCGUGACCGUUAAACUCGAGGGAGCGUGCGCGCGCCCGGCGUCUUGGUCGCGAUUGGUUGCUUGGAAGGGGGCGGAGACGGCCGUGCAGCGGCGCGCGCUUCGGCUUACCCCUUCCUGUCCCCCAGCUCCCACCAGAGACGGAGGUCAGCCGCCAGGGAAACGAGAGGGGCGGGGCAGCUGUCAAGUCCUCUCCUCUGAUUGGCUCUCUGGGAACCUACGGUAGCUACGCGGGAAAGACUACUUAGCUUCUCGCAUGCGCAAUAGGUGGUAUAACUUCCAUUUUACAGAUUUGGAAACAUGGCCAGAGCUGUGCGGUCCUGAGAGCCCCUUGCCAUGAGUACCUCGGGUCUGUUCCGUUUUCCCGCCCCACUGACCAGAGUGUGCCCGGUGCCCUGGGGACUCCGGCUCUGCGAGAAGCUGCUGCUCCUUUCCCCAGGAACGGUGGCCACUCUGGUGCAGGCAGCUGGCAAGAAGGACCGCCCUGCGCUGCUCUCCCUGGAUGAGCAUGAGCUUGAAGAGCAGUUCGUGAAAGGCCACGGUCCAGGGGGCCAGGCAACCAACAAGACCAGCAACUGCGUGGUGCUGAGACACGUGCCCUCGGGCAUUGUCGUCAAGUGCCACCAGACCAGAUCCGUUGACCAAAACAGAAAGCUAGCUCGGAGAAUCCUGCAAGAGAAAGUGGACGUCUUCUACAAUGGCGAAAACAGUCUCGUUUGCAGAGAAAAACGCGAGGCAGAGAAGAGAAAGCAAGAAAGAAAAAAAAGAGCAAAGGAAACCCUCGAGAAAAAGAAACUCUUGAAAGAACAAUGGGAAUCCAGUAAAAAUGUGCCCAGAGAGGACUGCAGGUUCUGACUGAAGGAACCAGCCGAUUGGCCUCCAGGGUGGCAGCUUUCAGAGUGUAUGUGUGCCGGGCCCCAGAGACAGCCAAGUCUCUAAACGGCAGACGGACUGUCACGAAUAGAGAUGCAGACUCUGAGAAUAAAACUAUAUAGAAACCCAA